CUACCGCCAGUAUCAGGUAAUGAGCGGCACUGGCUUCAAAAUUAAGUUGACAAAGCGGGCAGCCAUGGCCAACGACAUGACCGACAACAUCACCAAGGUUCUGGUGCAGUCCGCCAAGCUGAUGGAGGAUCAGGUGGAUGCGGAGUUGGUCAAACUCAACGAAAUGGACGAAGACGACUUUGAGAAAAUGAGGGAGCGACGACUAGAGGCGCUGAAGAAAGCCCAGAAACAGAAGCAGGAGUGGUUGUCAAAAGGACACGGAGAGUACCAGGAAAUUCCCAGUGAGAAAGAAUUCUUCGGCGAGGUCAAGGAGAGCAAGAAAGUUGUCUGCCACUUCUACAGAAGCUCCACCUUCAGAUGUAAGAUCGUGGACAAACACUUGGCCCUGCUGGCAAAGAAGCACGUGGAGACCAAAUUCAUCAAACUCAACGUGGACAAGGCGCCUUUCCUGACCGAGCGGCUGCGCAUCAAGGUCAUCCCUACCCUGGCGCUGUUCAUCGACGCCAAGUCAAAGGACUACGUGGUGGGCUUCGGCGACCUGGGGAACACAGACGAGUUCAGCACCGAGAUGCUGGAAUGGCGACUGGGCUGCGCCGAUGUUAUCAAUUACAGCGGUAACCUGAUGGAGCCGCCCACAUCCACGCAGAAGCCUCACUCCAGGUUCACCAAAGUGGAGAAGACCAUCAGGGGCCGGGGCUACGACACGGAUUCUGACGACGACGACUGAGGCACGCCGAAAGCCGUUUCGUUUUCUCUCCCUGGGCUACCUCGUUUAUAGCGUCUCUCAGCCGGCCCUCUUUUCUUUUACCACUUUGUCCUUUCAUCAUUUGAAUAAAAGUUUUCAUAAGUAAAAGAAAAUCACUUCACAUUAGAGAAUUUCAUAGUGAACUGCUCAACAUAGUCUAACAGGAAUUUCAUUCUUUAUUGAAUAAGUUAUUCUUGAUGUCAGCCCUUUAACAUUGACACAUGCUAGUGCAAAGAUAUUUUAUUUAGAAAUGUUUUUACUACAUGAAGCAAGAGUUGGGAAACCGAAUUCAUUAAAAAAUAUAUAUAAAACUGGAAA
Messenger RNA from Phycodurus eques (leafy seadragon), 1063 nucleotides. RefSeq names its product thioredoxin domain containing 9 (gene txndc9). The coding region runs from base 20 to 727 and encodes 235 amino acids. The record is from RefSeq and is a predicted model, not a curated record. Gene Ontology annotation, cellular component: cytoplasm. Lineage: Eukaryota; Metazoa; Chordata; Actinopteri; Syngnathiformes; Syngnathidae. Gene Ontology annotation, biological process: microtubule cytoskeleton organization. The transcript is spliced from 5 exons.